Molecule: messenger RNA, 3869 nt
Organism: Polyodon spathula (Mississippi paddlefish)
Lineage: Eukaryota; Metazoa; Chordata; Actinopteri; Acipenseriformes; Polyodontidae
Product: transcription factor AP-4-like
Exons: 7
Coding region: 492-1463 (323 amino acids)
Biological process (GO): regulation of transcription by RNA polymerase II
Cellular component (GO): nucleus
Molecular function (GO): protein dimerization activity; RNA polymerase II cis-regulatory region sequence-specific DNA binding; DNA-binding transcription factor activity, RNA polymerase II-specific
Source: RefSeq, a predicted model, not a curated record
ACGUUUUGUCUCUAGUCUAGUGCAAAGCGGCUAAAUCGCCCCCUGCCGGUUGCCCCACUCUUCUGCAAGAGCGCAUGCAUUUUCACAGUAAAUACAUUAGGAGUAGCAUCGCAUAUCCUUUUCCACACGAGUCUGUUUUUUUUUUGUUUUGUCUGUUUAAAUAGUCCUUUGUUUACAUGCAAUUCCUUACUCUGCGGAAGGAGGCUUUGGCAGUGCUGGGUGAUUCUUACCAGCUGUUUCCCGCCUUGUAGGAGACAUCUGAUCAGCUGCAGAAAGUACACACACGCACACGUACAUACAGCCAGGGAGAGAGAGCGCCACACACACGCAGAGGAAAUCCCACCAGCUGAGAGGCGAAUAACAUUACAACUUGCGCACACGACACGGAGGCUUACAACACCAAUUCAAAAAAAAAAAAAAAGAAACAAAAACGUGGAAUCGUGCAAGAAAAUUAAGGGAGCUAACAGCGGAAUCGAAACUGGGACGAAAGCAUGGAGUAUUUCAUGGUACCGAGUCAGAAGGUGCCGUCUUUACAGCAUUUCAGAAAAACGGAGAAAGAAGUGAUCGGGGGUCUCUGUAGCCUGGCCAACAUCCCGCUGACGCCAGAGACCCAGCGGGACCAGGAGCGGCGCAUCCGGCGUGAGAUCGCCAACAGCAACGAGCGCCGGCGCAUGCAGAGCAUCAAUGCAGGAUUCCAGUCCCUGAAAACACUGAUCCCACACACUGACGGGGAGAAGCUCAGCAAGGCUGCCAUUCUCCAGCAGACAGCGGAGUACAUCUUCUCACUGGAGCAGGAAAAGACUCGGCUGCUGCAGCAGAACACGCAGCUGAAGCGCUUCAUCCAGGAGUUCAGCGGCUCGUCCCCGAAGCGGAGACGCACGGAGGAGAAGGACGAGGGAAUCGGCUCCCCGGAUAUCCUGGAGGAUGACAAGGCAGAGGACCUGCGCAGGGAGAUGCUCGAGCUCCGGCAGCAGCUGGAUAAGGAGCGUGGCGUCAGGAUGAUGCUGGAAGAGCAGGCGCGCGCUCUGGAGGCACACAUGUACCCCGAGAAGCUGAAGGUGAUCGCUCAGCAGGUGCAGCUGGAGCAAGAGCUGGAGAGCCUGGAGAGGGAGAGAGAGACGCAGCCGCCCGCACAGACCUGCCAGCUGUUGCUGCCAGCCUCUCCCCCUGAGCCCACCCACCACGCCACAGUCAUCGUGCCAGCCCCGCCCCCAACAGCGCAUCACGUCACCGUGGUAACCAUGGGGCCUACCUCCGUCAUCAACACAGUGUCCACAUCACGACAGAACCUGGAUACCAUCGUGCAGGCAAUCCAGCACAUCGAGGGAACACAGGAGAAGCCCAGCGAUGAGGAGCAGCGGCGAGCGGUCAUCGUCACGCCGGUCAGGGCAUUCUCGGAGCUCGGCCACGACUCGGACACGGCGUCGGACAGCGAGGGGGAGAGGAUGAAGGAGCUGCCCUGAUGGAAGGAGGAGUUGGAGGAUCCUGCUCCCGCUGCUGCUGCUGCUGCUGCUGCUGCUGCUCGCGCCGCUGCUGGGGGACGAUCCAUUCGGCGUGGAGUGUCAGCUCGAUUUUCAACCCAACGCAAAUAGGUCUUUUUUUCAGACCUUACCGAUACUGUACAAAACUAAAACAAGGAAUUCUUCUUUUUUUUUAAUCAAUGUUCUGCCCAAACCCUAACCCAACCCACCUUUUCAUUUUUAUUUUUUCCUUUUUUUAUUAUUGUUUGUUUUGUAUUUUGUGAAGUUCUGGGGAGGCUUUGCACAGCUGGACACUGUGAGGGAAUCAUUUUCAGGCUUAGGAUAGAGGAAAUGUUAUGUCUGUUGGGUGCGCUUCACGGAUAUGUUGUGCAUACUGGAUUAAUAAACACACACACCCCUAAGGAACACUUUCUAAGGGUUUCCACUCAAAUCUCAUACAGUUGCCCAGUCUUGCGGUGCCCUACGUGUUGUAUGCUACUUAAAAACAAAACAGCUCUUAGGCAAGUUUACAUUUUAUUGAAGCCGUGAUGAUUGCGUUGUAUAAAACUGAAAGACUGCCGUGCUGCUUUCUGAAGCAAUAAGCUGUUGUGUGGUCAGGGUAUUACCACAGAAUAAGCUAUUCCACAAGUAAAACGCAAUGGGCUAAUGAGUCCAUUAACACAGGGUGUGUAUUACAGUGUGUCUCUAUCUGCACACUUGUACCUGAUCAAUAUUAAGCCCCACUUUUUAAUAUGCUGUACCCUACUUCAUCGCGGGACGGUGCGAAGUAUCGGACAAUUCAUGUGUAGAUACAAGCACGCGAGGGCUGCUCAUCAAACCGUUUGUCUGAAUCGAUUGCUGUUUCAUUUUGGUACUUUUGUAAAUCAUUUACUAAGUCCUUGUUUUUUUUUGGUUUUUUUUUGUUACACCCAGAACUGGCCAGCCUGCUAGUUUAUAUAUUUGUUAUCGUGUGGUAUGAUGCAGUGUAAAAGCUGACAUAACGACCAAUUGAGCCCCAGAGGAGGUUCGACUGUGUGUGUGUUUAGACCGUGUGCGUGUGGGGCAUUUGGAGUUGGGUAUAUACAAGUUCUCGCUAGCGUGUGUGUUUCUGUAUCGUUUAGUCUCACUACCGUCUAUAUGUUCGUCCUCGUCCUCCUGCCCGAGUGGAAAUGAGUCCGUCCUACUGUAUAUUUUCCCCAACGUUUUCUUACGUGGAAAUUCAACGUCAUUUUGCCUUUUUAAAAAUAUCCCCACAGUACAGGGAGUGUGGGAGCUCACUGUGUUCUACCUGGUAUUCUGCUCUGUUCUAUAACGUGAGGUGCGCUCACAGAAACGGUUCCUUUAGCUUGGCUCUUAAUUGGUCUAAUCAACACCCAUUGUUGAAUACUGAAGCCUGCUGCUUCAGUAGCAGCCUCGUCCUUCACCUCCCCCAGUAGGAAUGGAGAGCUGCACACAAUGAAUCUAAUUCAACUGGAAACUACACACACACACACACACUGACUGUAUGGCAAUUUGUAAUAACGACAAAAUGAAAUGUACAAUCAAACUACACAAUGAUAAUUAUUACUGUUAUUAAAGCAAUCAAGUCAUGCAUGCUUGCCCCCCCGCCAGUAUGUCUAAAGAUUUAUACUGUGCUCUUGUAAAUGAAUCUCUCUCUGUCUCUCUCUUCUAGUCACGCUCUCUGUCUGCUCUGAGACUGCUUUGUUUCAGACUCUAGUCACAGUACACUCUUUGAGGCUGUUCGGAUUCUUUUUCGAGAAGUUUUGCUCUCAAACAAACCAGUCGGACAAUUCUAAUGCAUUCUGUAAUUAAAAUAAUGCUAUAGAACAGGUUUAUAGAAAGAAUGCUCUCAAGCUUAUUUGCAUGUAUGGAUUUAAACAUGUGGAUAUAUAAUCAUGAAUCCUUUUCGAGUCUAAACGAUUUUGAAGGGGGGGGUGGUAGGGGCUAGUAGACACAUUUCCUCUAUCGAAAGCCGGUUGUUUUAUGUUGGGGGGGGGCACAAACAUAUCAAAGGUUUAGGAGGGAUGGGGGCUUCAGCAUGGGAUGAAUACUUUAAGCACUUAACUUUGUGAUUUUUUUUUUUUUAAGGAUUUUGAGCUCUUCUUACUGUGAGUGUGUAUGCCCAGCAGUUGUUGUGUAACCCCCCCCCCCAUGUCAGUAUCAGUCUCUGUAGUUCUUAUUUGGAAUAGUCUAGCAUCUCUCUCUCUCUCUCUCUCUCUCUCUCUCUCUCUCUCUCUCUCUCUCUCUCUCUUUCUUCCAUAUUACAGAACGUUUUUUGUUUUCUGUUCAUGGUUUAUGUUGAACGGGAUAAGUCCCAUGUGGUCGUUGAGAAGCUAUUAUAUUUUGUUUAAAAAAGCAAGGCGUGUGCCUUUGUAAAGAAAGACAAUAAAGUUUGUACUUUGUUUUUUA